CGCGCCCGCCGCGCCGGCGGAGUGGCCGCAAGCGGCGGGCUCGCGCCUCGCGUCCCGCGGCGCGCGGCGAGCGCUGGCUCGCGGGCGAGGCCGGCAGAAUACCCAGCACCCGAUCCUGGACCUGGUCAGGGACCCCAAGAUCUCCGAGGAGGAUCUCGACGGUUACGUGUCGUUCCUGGACGCUGGAGGCCACCUGCAGGAGAGCGACGAUUUCCAGAGAAUCAUCAGGCAGUACGUGUCGAAGCAGAGGUGGUCCGAUGCGAUCUACUGGCUGUCCGAGAUGCUCAGGCUCGCGCUGCAGCCGAAGGCGAAUCUCCUCAGCUCUUGCGUGCGCUCCUGUGACGCGGCAGGGCAGUGGGAGCACGCCCUGGCGAUGGAGGACGAGAUGACAAGGACCGGCGUGGGGCUGGAGGACACGUACGUGCCCACGACCUGCUGGCAUGCGCCCCCGCAGGACCCCAGCGCCGACAUGGAGGCCUGGAAGAGUGCCGGCGAUUGGCCCGCGGUGCUGGCGCUGCUGGAGGGGCUGCGGCGGAGAGGUGACGUCGUCCUCGGCACGCGCGAGUGCGGCGCCGCCGCGUGGGCCUGCAAGAACGGAGACAGGCGGCGGCGUGCGGAGGCUAAUUAUACCAAGAGUGAAAACACACAGACACAAGCAAUCGUCGCUACCCC
Prorocentrum cordatum is the source of this 672-nucleotide messenger RNA. Lineage: Eukaryota; Dinophyceae; Prorocentrales; Prorocentraceae. The record is from the annotation of a GenBank genome assembly.